CUGGCUUUUUGUGGACAAGUGUUGUGAAUAAAGUGAAAAAUCGCGGAUUUAAUUACUAAUACAUAUCUCCAAUAUUUUGAAGUAAUUAAGGAGUAGAUGAAGGAUAUAUUAUGCCACGCAAUAUUAAAGAUAACAAAUAUGAGAACAAUGGCUCCAAUAGACGUACACAUUCGUACAUGUCACCAGAAGACCAAGCAGCAGGUAAAAAAUCAUAUUGGACAGAAUUGGAGAUAACAGGGACUAUUCGCAACUUGAGUCCAAACCUGUUCACAAUGACACAACUCACAGCUUUAUAUCUAAAGAACAAUUGUCUUCAUCGACUACCUGCUGAUAUAUGUCAGUUGGUUAAUUUAAGGAACUUAGAUUUGUCUUACAAUAAGCUGCGCUCGUUGCCAGCUGAACUAGGAGAACUAAUCCAUCUCAGGGAAUUGCAAUUAUGCCACAAUUUCCUUAGAAUACUGCCGUACGAGCUCGGCAAACUGUUCAAUCUGAUGGUCCUGGGGUUAGUAGGGAAUCCGCUCAACAAGGACAUUAUGAACAUAUACUCCGAGCCCAAUGGCACCCAGAGGCUGUUAACAUAUAUGCUGGACAACUUACAAGUAACAACCCCUCAACCACCACCUCGACCGUGGAUACCAUUAGCCAGACCCACAACCAAUAGACAAACUUGUAUAUUUACUGUGAUGUGUUACAACGUUCUUUGUGAUAAGUAUGCUACAAGACAAAUGUACAGUUACUGUCCAAGCUGGGCCUUGAAUUGGGAUUAUAGAAAAAAAGGCAUCAUGGACGAAAUUAAGCACUAUGGUGCUGACAUAAUCAAUUUACAAGAAGUGGAGAUGGAGCAGUUCUACAGCUUCUUCCUCCCUGAGCUCAAAAGAGAUGGAUACAACGGCAUUUAUUCGCCAAAGUCCCGUGCCAAGCACAUGGGUGAGACGGAAAGAAAAUAUGUGGACGGUUGUGCCAUAUUCUACAGAACAUCUAAGUUUACGUUAAUCAAGGAACACUUAGUUGAAUUUAACCAACUGGCCAUGGCAAAUGCGGACGGGUUAGAGCAUAUGUUAAACAGAGUAAUGCCUAAAGACAACAUUGGUUUAGCCGCUCUCUUACAAACUACCGAAGCUGCUUGGGAGAACACCCCCACAGACGCACCAUUCGUCCAACAACCAAUUCUCGUGUGCACCGCACACAUCCAUUGGGACCCGGAGUUCUGCGAUGUGAAGCUUAUCCAAACGAUGAUGCUGAGUAAUGAACUGAAAACUAUAUUGGACGAAUCAGCGCAAACCCUGAAAUCUAACGACAUAAACGUGAAUGAUCCUAGCAAUAUUCAGCUGGUGUUGUGUGGGGAUUUCAAUUCUUUGCCAGAUUCUGGAGUAAUUGAGUUUCUGAGCACCGGGAGGGUGUCGCAGGAUCACAAGGAUUUCAAGGCGCUGAGCUACAAAGCCUGUCUCGAAAAAAUACUGAGUUGCGAGAAACCCAACGAGUUCACGCACUCCUUCAAACUCGCAUCGGCGUACAAUGACGAAAUCAUGCCGUUUACUAAUUACACGUUUGAUUUCAAGGGCAUCAUAGACUACAUAUUCUAUGCGAAGCAGACGAUGACUCCGCUGGGAUUAUUGGGACCGCUGUCUUCUGAAUGGCUCACACAUAACAAGGUGAUAGGUUGUCCACAUCCCCAUAUCUACUCGGAUCAUUUCCCGCUUUUGGUAGAACUAGAGAUGGUGCCCACGAUAUCGGCGCCGAUCAAUGGAAUUAUAGGUCACAGGUAGCAACCGGCGGAGUGUAUAAAUUAGCCAUUGUCGCCUUUGCAUUUGCUGUACCUGUUACAUCAAGCAGACAGUCCUGUCAUCAAAUCUUCUACAACUACUUUACGUUUUCGGAAAUGGUACCUGACGGCAUCGUCCCAAACAAACACCAUCUGAUAAGUUAAAACGAGCAAAACAAACAAUUAAUCUGCAUAACUAUUUCAAAUGUCAUCAAAUAUGCGCACAUUCUAUGAUUAAUUACCUGUUAUGUUUUAUUGUUAUAGUACGCCCUUGCUGUAUGUAAGAGUGCAUUGUAUGCUUACAUUGUUUUUUUUAUAUACAUAAUGUGACGAUAUCACUGUGAUUGCCCCUUUUACACUUAUUUAUCCUCUUGAAUUGUAUAUAAUGCACAAUUAUGCACAGCCUGUAAAGGAAAUGAAUCUAUAAAGUUUGAAAUUAUCAAUUAAGUUUAAAUCCUUCUUUUGUUUUUAUUUAAUGAUUUUGUAUAUCAGCAACAAACUUACAAUAGAAGUAAUUAUACUUCGCAAGUCUGAGAAGCAAAUGUAAAUUAAUUGUGUAAUAGUAGAAUUAUGUUUAUUCUUGUAUUUGUAACUAUGUAAAGAUAUUGUAAUUUAUAUCAUGUUUUAAUCUUUAAUUGUACUUUUGCAUAGUGCUUGUAUUUAUUUCUUGAUUUUAGAUAUUUAUCUAAUGAUCAAGCAUUGACUUUCGGUUUUGUAUCUUUAUGGUUGUAUUUAUUAUUUUAAUUUCCAAAGUGAUAAUUCUUGUGAUUAAGAAAGUCUCUUCUUCUCAUUAUUGAUAAAUAUCUCUCUUCUCCAUAUGAAAUCUAUUGGAUAUGUACAUUGUAAUUAUUUUAUUUGGUUUUUGUCAUUAGUAUUUUGUGCGCAUUUUUUCCAUACAUUGUUAUAUUUUGCUUCCCUUCUAUCAGUAUCAGUUUCACCUCGUCAUUACCCCUGCUUCUAAAAACUUUCUCUAAAAUUUAUUUUUAUACAGAAUAGAUACUUUCAUCUCUCAUAAAAAAUAAAAUUAGUAAUUUUCUACUUUUGAAAUAGUAAAAUUAAUUUAAGAUAAUGUAACAUGAAUUAAUAUUUUCGGCACUUCAGCAAUUCUCUCUGAUAAUGUGAUACAUUAAACUAUCUUUUAUACAGAAUAUUUAUCAAGAAUUCGCAACCCUCAUAAUUCUGUAUGAGAUUGUUAUGUAGCAAUUAUUGGUUGAAUAUCAAUGAAUCUAAAAAUUAAUAUUUUAUAAGAUUUCUGGCCAGUUUUAUAUUAUGAUACAAAUUCUUUAAUGAAUAGUGUUCACUCAAAAUAUAUACAAAUUCGUGCACGUUUUGCGUUCAAUUACACUGUCACCAAAAAAGAAUUCAUAAGGGAAACAUUUCUAUUAAAUUAUGAAUAAUACAAUUCCUUUUAGAUUCAUAUGAAACGUAUGAAUAAAUUUAUGUUGGGGAUUUAAAAUACUAUUGACAAGAACACGUUCUGUUACUUUUACACAGAUUGGAAUUUGAUAUUAUCUUUACAUCUCACAACAAUAACCAUAAAUUUUUGUGUACGUUAAUGAAUUAUGAUUUUAAUUUGGUGUUGCAAUUAUGAUCAAUAUGUGUUAUCGUUGUACGCACGUAUUAGCAGUUCUAUCAAUUUGUAAAUAUUUUGAAGAUGAAGACUGUUGAUUAUAAAAGCAUCUUAUUAACACUAAAUAAUUCAUUUGUAGACUCGACGCCACUCAUUCAAAGUUUCCAAUUAUUUGUAGGUCUUAGAAAUUUUAAUAUCUUCUUUUGUGUACGAGAUUAACAAUUUUAUUAGCAAUAGAUGAUGGUAGGAGUAAUUGAUCAAUGAAAUUUGAAUUUGAAACAAUAACAUAGAUUAAUUUUUUAAUAUUUGAUAAAAACUUAACAAAUUUCAUUGUCAAGCUCCAAAUGUAAGUAGUUUUUUUAAGCUAAAAUCAUUGUAGUUCUUAAUAUUGUUUAGCAAUGUUCUUUAUAAUUAAAAGGCCUAAACAUACUUCUGCUUUUUGAUGUUGAUAAAUGAUCGUCACUUUGUAAGUUCGAAGUAACUUUGACAUCCUGCCGAUUUGCAUGUUAACAGAUGUACCUCAUAUACAGGAUUAAUAAUUUAGACUAACAGCUUUAAAAUAGAAGAAUUGGUUGCACCAAUUCUUUUAUUUUUUGUCAUUUGGUUUAUUUAUACAUAAACAUAUCCACAUCCAUUCUAGUUGCAAUUUAUACAGUGUACACAAUAUUUAACUCUAUUAGGAAUAAUUAAGAUGUCAAAGUAACCAAAAACUGUCAUGUAAAGAUACAGACUUCCAAUGUGUUUUUAUGUAAAAAAUAAAAGUUAUCUACACUGUUUUCAUUAAUUGGUUAACGUUAGGUACUUAAAUGUCAAAAGUUGUAUCAUAAUUUACCAGAUCUCAGAUUUUAUAAUUAAUUUUUAAUAUUUAAUUUCAGUAGUGCUUAUGGUAUUGGACAAUGGUUUAUAAUUAAUAUAAGUUAUUUCUUAGGUGUUCUUUAACAAAUAUUUAUGUAAAAUAGAAGAAAAUAAAUGAACUUGGACCAUUA
Molecule: messenger RNA, 4318 nt
Organism: Aethina tumida (small hive beetle)
Lineage: Eukaryota; Metazoa; Arthropoda; Insecta; Coleoptera; Nitidulidae
Gene: twin
Product: CCR4-NOT transcription complex subunit 6
Exons: 9
Coding region: 111-1766 (551 amino acids)
Biological process (GO): nuclear-transcribed mRNA poly(A) tail shortening
Cellular component (GO): CCR4-NOT complex; cytoplasm; nucleus
Molecular function (GO): poly(A)-specific ribonuclease activity; protein binding
Source: RefSeq, a predicted model, not a curated record